AUGGCCGCAAGUGAUUCCGGUCCGGCGGUACUUGAAGAAGUCAUCGUAACCGCAACAAGGCGAGAGGAGAGCGCGCAGGAUAUACCGGUUGCGGUUUCGACCUUCAGCGGAGCUUUUCUUGAAGAGCGGCAGGCCUUUAAUCUUGAAGAUCUUGAGGGUCUGGCGCCCAAUCUGCUUAUCGAUCCGGUGAAUUUCCAGUCAGGUGGUGCGUCUAUCACGAUCCGCGGUAUUGGCGUGUCUGAUAUUGAUCGAACUUUCAGUCCAGGUGUCCAAGUCGUCGUUGAUGAUGUCACCUUUGGUUCAUCUACUGCCAACCAAAUGCUGAAUGUGCUGGACGUAGAACGCAUUGAAGUACUGCGUGGGCCCCAGGGAACGCUUUUUGGCGCUAAUACGAUUGGCGGCGCCAUCAGCGUUACCCGUAAGAAACCCACCGGAGAAUUUGGUGUUGAGGGUAAGGUAACCAUGGGUGACGACGAUCGACGGGAUAUCCACGUGUCGGUUGAGGCACCUAUCAUCGAUGAUAUCUUAGCGGCUCGGAUCUAUGUCGCUGAUCUGGAAGAUGAUGGUCCAUUUACCAAUGUAUUCAAUGGUAAAAGCCGGGGUUUCAGAGAUUUUUUUGCAGUCUCGCCCAGCGUGCGAUGGACACCCACAGAUUCAUUCGAAGCAACUCUGACCUACGAUUACUACAAAAAUGAAAGCGACUGGGGGAUGGCCAUAAACACCUCCGGGCCAAGUGAACUAGCCUGUCUUGGCUUGCUUUUCCCUGCAGGCGCCAUUUCUGGUGCUGUGCCAGGUGUGCCCAUUUGUGAUGACCCGAACCGAGAUCUGGAAGAGGUUAACCAGGAUCAUCCGACCGGCCAGAAAGUCACUUUGAAUGCCGCGACCAUACAUAUGAAACUCGAUGUUGACGCCAUUACGUUUGAAUCCAUUACCGGCUGGAGUCGCAGCAAAGAGAAUCGAGAAACAGACUUUGACGGCGCACCACAACCGGUAUUUGCAUCAAAACAAUUUGCUGAUGAAGAAUCGAUCUCCCAGGAGUUUCGCCUCAGUUAUGAUCAUUCCGAAAAUCUGAAUAUGCUUUUUGGGUUUUACGGGGCUGCUUCGGACUGGUUGCGCGGCGCAAACUCUCUGUUUGUGUUUGACCUGUUCGGUUUUCCACCAGGCACCACGGAGAUUGUAUCUCGCGAGCAGGAAACCAAGAAUAUGGGGGUUUUUGCGACAACCAAUAUUGCCCUAACAGAUCAACUCGAACUGUCUUUAGGCGGGCGUUACUCCUAUGAGAAGCGCGAAUUUAUCUACCGAAACGGUUUUAACCAGGUCGGCGGGGGAUUCUGGCCAAAUGCUCCAGGUUUCGAUAAUUUUGCCGCAGGCAGCGAAUCCUGGACCGAAUUCACGCCUAAGGUUUCUGUCCAAUACACCGUGCGCGAUGAUUUGAUGGCCUAUGUGUCGUUUGCACAGGGUUUUAAAUCCGGUGGUUUCAACGGUCGUGGCAACUCUCAGGAUACUAUUGGCCCUUAUGAUCCAGAACUGGUGGAUUCCUAUGAGAUCGGCAUAAAAAGUCAGUGGUGGGGCAAUCGGUUGCGAUUCAAUGCAGUUUACUUCCAGACAGAUUAUGAAGAUAAACAGGAAGAGAUUAUCCGCAAUAAUCCAAAUACCGGUGCGACAAUUACAGCGGUUGAUAAUGCUGGUAACGUAGAAAUUGAUGGCGUGGAAAUUGAUUGGGCCUUGUUGAUUAAUAAUCUGACGCUUUCCGGUUCGGUGGGCUACCUGGACGCUGAGUACAAUUCGUUUGUAUCUGAUGGGAUUGAUAACGCGCCUUUUAUUAUUAUGCGUCGCGCGCCGGAAUGGACGUUUUCAGUGACUGCACAAUAUGCGAUGGAAGUUGGUCCAGGUGAACUCCGCGCGCUGAUCAGCUACCGCUAUAUUGAUGACUAUCAAUCGAAUCUGAGUCCGGGCGCUAACGCAGGCGGCACGCUGUUUAAUGAUCCGCGCGGUCUGGUUGAGCCGGAGCCGAUUCUGGAUGCAUCAGUUACCUACGCUUUCGAAGUCAGUGAUCACGAGGUUUACGUGAGCGCCUUUGGUAAGAACAUUACCGAUGAGGUGUACAUUAAUGGCCACACUAAUGUUGGCAAUCUCUGGUCAAUGGGCAGUGUCCACCCUGGCAGUGUAUUCGGCUUUGAAAUUGGCGGUAAGUGUUUGGGUGGCCUUUUCGUGUCUUCUUAUGGGGCCGAAUUUGAAGACGCAAAAAAGGCGGUUCAAAGAGCCGUAGAUCUGGGCGUGUCCUACGUAGACACUGCGCCGAUGUACGGUAACAGUGAACAAGUCUUAGGUCAGAUACUGCCGCAGAUCGAUUCGAAGAUGGUGGUGUCAACAAAGCUUGGCGCCAGGCCUCAGCCUUUUGACGCCAAAGACGCGAGAGCGCUUCGUCAGUCGUUUGAAGAAAGUUGCCGUCUUUUAGGCCGCGAUGAAAUCGACGUCCUGAUGAUUCACGAACCCGAUAGGCCCAGACAGUUUGAUUGGUGGGACGACUUCAGCAGGGCCGAAGGUCCUGUCAUGGAAGUGCUUGAGUCACUAAAGGCUGAAGGUAGAAUUCGAUACCUGGGUCUUGGUGGAACAACCGCCUAUGAAAUGGCAACGCUGUUGCGAACCGGCAAGUUUGACGUUGUCCUGACAGCGUUUAACUACAGCAUGCUGUGGCAGGAAGCUGUCCAUGAGCUGUUACCCGCAGCGCGUGACCACAAUGUAGGUGUCGUUAUUGGGUCGCCUCUGCAGCAGGGUGCGUUGGCGCGCAAGUGGGACGAAGUCGAUACCGGCGCAACAUGGCUAUCAAAGCCGCGUCGCGAACAGUUUCAAGCGCUUUAUGCGCUGCUGGAUGAAAUUGAUAUUCCAUUACCCGAAUUAGGUCUGCGUUUUGUGCUCUCCAAUCCGGAUGUGCAUACGGUUUUAAGUGGUGUGCGUAGUGCGGCUGAGGUGGAGCAGAAUGUCGCGGCGGCCGAGAAGGGUGCGUUGCCAGAAGAUUUGUUAGGCCGUAUCAACGAGAUUGCGGCGAUGGCUCGCCACCGGCUGGACCGAUCUAACAGAUCUCAGGAAACAAAUAUGAAAGCAGCCAUAGUGGUUGAGCCUGGUUCACUGGAGCUUCGUGAGUUGCCCGUGCCGGAGACAGAGGAUUAUCAGGUGCUUUGCGAAAACCUCUUCGGUGCAGUCUGUGCAGGCACGGACGGGCAUCUUAUUGCCGGGAAUUUGCCAAUUCCUGGCAUAUCUUACCCACUUAUUCUUGGGCACGAGUCCAUCGGACGUGUUGUAAAAGUGGGCAACAAGGUCAAACACUUCGAGAUAGGGGAUCUCAUUACACGCACGGGUUAUCCGGGUUCUGAUGACCUGCCUGCGUUCUGGGGUGGGUUUUCUGAAUAUGGUAUCGCUACAGAUGGGCUGGCUAUGCGCGACGAUGGCGUCGAUGAGGAGCAGUGGUCUGCACACAUGAUUAAUCAGGUGCUGCCAGAGGGCACCAAUCCCGCCGCGGCAACAAUGAUGGUGACCUGGCGCGAAACCUACUCCUAUAUCUCAAGGCUUGGUGUCAAGCCUGGUGCAUCUGUGCUUAUCAUUGGGUCUGGUGGCAAUGGAUUUUCGUUUGCAGUCAUGGCCAAUGCGCUUGGCGCUGGCACUGUCACCAUGAUCGGUAAUCCGCACUGGCAGACGACUUGUGAAAAGGCUGGAAUUGAUGCGUUACUCGACUACAGGGCAUCUUCAUUAGAGCAGGAUGUAGCCGCAGCAGCAGGUAGUGGUUUUGAUUUGGUCAUAGAUGCGGUAGGCAGGACCGGUGCACUUGAAAAAAUGAUGCCCUUUCUUGCGCCUGACGGAAGGGUUGGGAUCUAUGGAAUAGAAGAUCUGGGUGAUCGCAUGGCUUAUCUCAAAGUGCUUGCAGAUGCCGGUGUUACGGUCCACGGCCCUGGCGAGUACAGUGAAGCUGAAGCGCACACAAAGGUUGUUGAGCUCCUGCAGGCGGGUCAGCUGGAUGCGAGUAUCUGGUUUGAUGUCACUGCGCCGAAAUUGCUGACUGAGUUUCAGUCUGCAAUUGACGAUAUCAAUGCAAAGCGUUCGCUCAAGGCAGUGAUAAAAAUAAAGGAUGCAGCAGGCUAA
This is a messenger RNA of Symbiodinium necroappetens, 4137 nucleotides long. The record is from the annotation of a GenBank genome assembly. NCBI's taxonomy places the organism in Eukaryota, Dinophyceae, Suessiales, Symbiodiniaceae.